AUGCAUGACAUAAUUAGUGGUAAAAAAACAACAUAUUCUGUCAAAGCAAAAAUUGCACUGGACAAAGUUAACAGUUCCAAGGAGGGUUUUGGGUCAGUGGAGAAAGUCGUGCUGCUCACAUUUCUGUCGGCUGUUAUCCUGAUGGCAGUCUUGGGGAACCUGCUGGUGAUGGUGGCUGUGUGCAGGGACAGGCAGCUCAGGAAAAUAAAAACCAAUUAUUUCAUUGUGUCUCUUGCCUUUGCGGAUCUGCUGGUGUCAGUGCUGGUGAUGCCCUUUGGUGCCAUUGAGCUGGUUCAAGACAUCUGGAUUUAUGGGGAGAUGUUUUGCCUCGUCCGGACAUCUCUAGAUGUCCUGCUCACAACGGCAUCGAUUUUUCACCUGUGCUGCAUUUCUCUGGAUAGGUAUUAUGCCAUCUGCUGCCAGCCUUUGGUCUAUAGGAACAAGAUGACCCCUCUGCACAUCGCAUUAAUGCUGGGAGGCUGCUGGGUCAUCCCCAUGUUUAUCUCUUUUCUCCCUAUAAUGCAAGGCUGGAAUAACGUUGGCAUAAUUGAUUUGGAAAGGAUAUCCAAACCAAGGCUGGGCCAGGAUUUGCAUGUGAUAGAAAAAAGGAAGUUCAACAAGAACUCUAACUCUACGUACUGCAUCUUCAUGGUCAACAAGCCCUAUGCCAUCACCUGCUCUGUGGUGGCAUUCUACAUCCCAUUUCUCCUCAUGGUGCUGGCCUAUUAUCGCAUCUAUGUCACAGCUAAGGGGCAUGCCCACCAGAUCCAGAUGUUACAACGGGCAGGAGCCCCCUCAGAGGGCAGGCCCCAGCCAGCAGACCAACAUAGCACUCAUCGCAUGAGGACAGAGACCAAAGCAGCCAAGACCCUGUGCAUCAUCAUGGGUUGCUUCUGCCUCUGCUGGGCUCCAUUCUUUGUCACCAAUAUUGUGGAUCCAUUCGUAGACUACACUGUCCCUGGGCAGGUGUGGACCACUUUCCUCUGGCUUGGCUACAUCAAUUCUGGGUUGAACCCCUUUCUCUACGCCUUCUUGAAUAAGUCUUUUAGACAUGCCUUCCUCAUCAUCCUCUGCUGUGACAAUGAACGCUACCGAAGACCUUCCAUUCUGGGCCAGACUGUCCCCUGUUCAACCACAACCAUUAAUGGAUCCACACAUGUGCUAAGGGAUGCAGUGGAGUGUGGUGGCCAAUGGGAGAGUCAUUCCCACCCCCCAACAACUCCUCCUUUGGUGACUGCUCAGCCCAGUGACACUUAG
Molecule: messenger RNA, 1257 nt
Organism: Mesoplodon densirostris (Blainville's beaked whale)
Lineage: Eukaryota; Metazoa; Chordata; Mammalia; Artiodactyla; Ziphiidae
Gene: HTR4
Product: 5-hydroxytryptamine receptor 4
Exons: 7
Coding region: 1-1257 (418 amino acids)
Biological process (GO): adenylate cyclase-activating adrenergic receptor signaling pathway; regulation of appetite; chemical synaptic transmission
Cellular component (GO): plasma membrane
Molecular function (GO): G protein-coupled serotonin receptor activity
Source: RefSeq, a predicted model, not a curated record